This is a messenger RNA of Aplysia californica (California sea hare), 2276 nucleotides long. RefSeq names its product 33 kDa inner dynein arm light chain, axonemal. Gene Ontology annotation, molecular function: dynein heavy chain binding. The record is from RefSeq and is a predicted model, not a curated record. Lineage: Eukaryota; Metazoa; Mollusca; Gastropoda; Aplysiida; Aplysiidae. Bases 74 to 847 code for a protein of 257 amino acids. Gene Ontology annotation, cellular component: axoneme; filopodium. The transcript is spliced from 6 exons.
CCACCAAGGCAGUGUGUUGACGGAGUGAACCCAUCGAUAUUGCCUCUGUUCGUUCAGGAAAAACUCUUGGAAAAUGAUUCCCCCAAACGCAUCUCUCGUCAAAUAUGACAACCCAGUGCUUGUUAGUAGAAACACUGACAAGAAAACGCCUCGGGCGAAAGCACUGAAGGCGUCCCCCACUCCUCCAGCCCCCUCAGGCCCCGUGCCUGCUCCCCCAUCCAAAAGCAAAGGAUCUCCCAUGGAUGCUAAAGCCGCCCAGCAGACAGAUGAAAUUUUGAACUCAAUCCUUCCCCCAAGAGAAUGGACAGAGAACGGUCAGUUGUGGGUGCAGCAGGUGUCCAGCACUCCUGCCACUCGCCUGGACGUCGUAAACCUUCAGGAGGAGUUGGACCGACGCCUGCAGCAGAGACAAGCCAGAGAGACAGGAAUUUGCCCCGUCAGGCGGGAACUCUACUCACAGUGUUUCGACGAACUGAUUCGUCAAGUGACCAUCAACUGCGCAGAGCGAGGACUGUUGCUGUUGAGAGUGCGAGAUGAGAUCAGGAUGACAAUUGCAGCCUACCAGACCCUGUACGAGAGCAGCGUUGCGUUUGGAAUGCGAAAAGCCUUGCAAGCCGAGCAGGGGAAAGCUGACAUGGAGAAGAAGAUUUCAGAGUUGGAAAAAGAAAAGCUUGACCUGGAGCGGCAGGUGAAUGAGCUGAAGGCCAAGUGUGAGCAGAUUGAGAAGCGAGCCAACGAGCAGAAGCAGGUGGAGGAGAAGAAGCACACGGAAGAGAUCCAGUUCCUCAAGAGGACCAAUCAGCAGCUCAAGACUCAGUUGGAAGGAAUCAUAGCUCCGAAGAAGUAAACCAGUGCAGCACUGACGAGACCAACGACAACUUGUUGAAAGUAGGGGAAGUGGGAGGAGAGGGGGGAGUUGGCGGAGAGGGGAAAGUUCACGGAGAGGGGGGAGUGGGUGGAGUGAAGGGAGUUGGCGGAGAGGGGACAGUUCAUGAAGAGGGGGGAGUGGGUGGAGUGAAGAGAGUUGGCGGAGAGGGGACAGUUCACGGAGAGGGGAAAGUUCACGGAGAGGGGGGAGUGAAGGGAGUUAGCGGAGAGGGGGGAGUGGGGAAAGUUCACGGAGAGGGGGGAGUUGUCAAAGAGGGGGGAGAGGGGGAAGUUGGCAGAGAGGGGGGAGGAGCAGACGCGGCAGAAUCGGCCAGCGAGGCAGACCAGGUUUCCAGCAAUGACUCGGGCUUCGUGGAGGGGACACUCAAAGAAGGGGACGGCGGGGCAGAAUCCAGCACAAGGGAGGGAACCAACAACACAAGUCUCUCCUCUACCUCCGGAUAGACGGACAGAUGAGAGGAAUUUUUAACCGCACAAUGUAUGUGUGCGGCAUCUCAGAAAACAACAUUUUUGUCAGUUUUUCCAUUUUACUCUCCCAACUGUCCGUCACAAUAAUCAUGAGUGAGUCUUUUGGGUUUUUUUUUUCCCCCAACCAGCUGUGUUUCUAAAGUAGUUGUGUUGUCUUUUGCUGUCUACUUUCCAUACAGAGAGGUGAAGCUCAGCAAUUAUGUAUAAUUUUGCUGCCUGUACUCGUUAUAACCACAUUCCCAGAUGGGGUCAUGGCUCUGAUCUAUGUUGUCGAUGUAUUCUUGGGAUUCUCAGGAAAAAAAAAGAUUAUACUUCUUUUCAGUGAGAAAGACUUUCAAAGUUUGCAUUGGAAAGUUUCAGAAUGUUGAGUGGACAUGGGACACUUGUGCUGGGCUAAUCUGGUCCGUUUUCCUAGAGCCGAGAUAUUGGAAGUGACAGCCUGUAUACUGAUACCGCGUCCUCUUCCCCCGGAUGAUGAUGUUUUAGUAAGAGUUUUACGGCACUUGCAACACAAUAAGGUCAUAUAAGUGCCGAAGAUUAGGGGUAUUACAAGAGAGUAACAAACACAAAAAAGAAGAUGGGGAGAUAAGGACGUUAGAUGUUUGAUAGGAAAAAAGGAGCAAACCACACCAGAGCACCCGCCAACAACCCACCUUCCCCUGGAUGAAGAACUUGAUGCUCUAUGUGAGAGAGGGACUAAAGUGUUUGGGAUGGGGGGGGGGGGGGGGGGGGGGGGGGUAACACUCCUGUUGAGAAAAGUAUUCUUUCAUCAUAAGGCCAAAUGAAAUGUUUCAAGACAGAAGAGUUCUUAGGGAACGGUUGUCCUACUAUUCUAUCAGAUCAUCCCGUUUGUACAGUCAGAAGUUUGAGUUGUACUGUGAUAUAUGCAUAUAAAUGUCAAAUAUACAUUUCUACUCCUC